This is a messenger RNA of Coregonus sp. 'balchen', 1020 nucleotides long. NCBI's taxonomy places the organism in Eukaryota, Metazoa, Chordata, Actinopteri, Salmoniformes, Salmonidae. The record is from the annotation of a GenBank genome assembly.
AUGACUCUGAGCUCCGAGAUGUCGGAUGCCUCCAUCCUUUCGGAAGAGACCGAUAUCGACGUGGUCGGCGAGGGGGAGGAUGGGGACAGCCAGACGCGCUCCUACGUAGACGAGGUGGCGCAGAUGCACGAUGAUCUCCUGUCUGGCUCCCCGCCAUGCCUGGACAGCUCCUCAUCCCGGGAUCCGUACAAACCAGCCAGUAAGAACAUCCUGGUGAAGCCCCCAUACUCCUACAUCGCCUUAAUCACCAUGUCCAUUCUCCAGAGCCCCAAGAAGCGGCUCACCCUCAGCGAGAUCUGCGAUUUCAUUAGCAAUCGUUUCCCGUAUUACCGGGAAAAGUUCCCGGCGUGGCAGAACUCCAUCCGACACAACUUGUCCCUAAACGACUGUUUCGUCAAGAUACCGAGGGAACCCGGGAACCCCGGGAAGGGGAACUACUGGACCCUAGACCCAGAGUCCGCCGAUAUGUUCGACAACGGUAGCUUUCUGAGACGACGGAAACGCUUCAAACGGCAGCAGCAGCAGGACUUGCUGCGGGAGCAUAACAGUUUUAUCCCGGCUGCUGCGUAUGGCUAUGGACCUUACGGCUGCGGCUACGGUAUCCAGCUGCAGUCCUACCACACACACUCUGCGCUUUUCGCGUUUCAGCAGCAGCAACAGUCCAGGCAUUCACACACUGGGACCAUUAUCCCGGCACCGUCCUUGCCCACCUCCAGUGACUUAGCCAGGAGCAUGUUCUUUCCCCAGCUCAGUCCCAGCCUGGUUUCACCCAUACACACUGCAGCCAAGUCCAGCUCGCCUGUCCAGCGCUCUCCCUUCUCCAUAGAGAGUAUCAUUGGGAGGUCGCUGAGCCCUGCGCACUCUCACUGUGCCUCGCGGACUUCUCCUGUUGUUCCAAUGUUAUCGUCUUCCCUCGCGCCACAGUCGCCCAACCAGCCGCCGAGUAUGCACCCAGGAACUGUUUUACACACGGUCGAGAACUUUCCCAACAGAAUUCUGAACGGUACUAGUGGCUGUUAA